This is a messenger RNA of Fusarium venenatum, 501 nucleotides long. The record is from RefSeq and is a predicted model, not a curated record. Lineage: Eukaryota; Fungi; Ascomycota; Sordariomycetes; Hypocreales; Nectriaceae.
AUGGUCUUGUUGAAGGGUGAAAGAGUGACUCAAUGCGUGAAAUGUGGCGCGUCUCAACAACCCGUGGCAUCAGCCCAUGAGUCACCAAGACACAAUUUUGGGUCAACCACUGCAAUACCCCAUCGCAAGACCAACACUGCGCCUGUGACAUUGUUCCCGUAUGAGUAUGGGAGUUCACUGUCAGCGGCAAUCGCGAUGCCGACGAUGUGUCUUGCGCCGAAGCCCCUGAAAGGGGGUCAACAUGAUCGGAAAGCCAUCGAAUCGUAUGCGAUGAAUAGAUUCUGGCAUCACGGACGUCCUUUGGGAUUGUCGUACAUCUCGCAGGAUGACCCAAGUCCUCUGAAGCGUGGCGGCAGUAGGGAGACUGUUGUGGUGCCAGACGCUGGUGUGGCUGUACAGUCGCAGGGCAAAAAGAUUGCCAUGGAUGGACUUGAACCUGGAAAUUACAAAAACGAAGAGCAGUCGGUUCGAUCCGCCAUGAAUGGCCAGAAGGCAAGGUAA